Lathyrus oleraceus (garden pea) is the source of this 761-nucleotide messenger RNA. RefSeq lists its product as uncharacterized. The record is from RefSeq and is a predicted model, not a curated record. NCBI's taxonomy places the organism in Eukaryota, Viridiplantae, Streptophyta, Magnoliopsida, Fabales, Fabaceae. Bases 144 to 644 code for a protein of 166 amino acids. The transcript has a single exon.
AAAUAAAAUUUAUCAAAUUUAAAAUCACAAUAAAAAGAGUACCAAAAAAAAAAAUCGGCACAAAAUAUUGAAAGAGGUGUUAGAGAAGCGAUUUGGGUUCUCAACCUUGGUUUCCGCUGGGAAAAUCUCUGACGCGAGUGAGGAUGAGAGGUGGAAAAAGAACCAUGAAGAAAGAAGACGACGAAGUUGAACAAAUGCUACGAGCCGCACAAGACGAAAUUCUCUUGAAUCUCUCCCUCAACUCUCACCUAUCUCGUCCUUCUCCUUCUUCCUCUACUAUUCUCCAUCCCGAUCCUGAUCUGGAUCUUGAUCUGGAACGUCGAUUUCAAGCGCUCAAAUCAAAUUCCAAAAAUCAACAACCGUUGGAUCCCUCCACCAGGUUCGAUGCUCUCAAAGCCAAAUCGCAUCAUCCUGUGAACGCUAACGACAUCGUCUCCGCAUCGGAACCGCCGUUUCAAUACGAAGAAAGUGAUGAGGAAGAUGAAGAGGCGCAAAUUCAGAAAUUGAUCGAAUGGGCGAAAGAUGCUGCGCGGCUUGAUCCUUCUCCUCCCUCUCCGGCUGUUUCAGACGAUGAAGACGACGAACCGUCUGUAUCCGACGAUGGAGAUGACGAAGAUGAUGAUCGCCGCAAAUCGUUGAAAUAAUUUAUUUUAUUUUUCCAAUGAUUAUACUUAUUUUUACUUUUGUUAGUUUUUACUUGUUACUGGACUCGUAUGUGCAUUAUCCCUUUUAUUACUAGUGAUUUAGGAAAUUUAUGACUA